UUAUAGUUUCACCAUCAAAUCAAUCCCUUAACGACGACGUUUACUCAAAAGUUCCCAUUUCCCAAACAGCCCUCCUCUUCCCUCCCCACUCCACCUGCAUCCCUAGAUCUCACCUCCUCCCCUCUCGUAGAUCCCAAACACUCAAAAAAAUGUCGCACUCCGAACGCGACACCGUUCCGCUCCACCCUUCCUCCCAAUCGGACAUCGACGAGAUCGAAAACCUAAUAAACGCCAGCGUCCAAUCGGGCCCCACCACCGUGCUUCCCGCCAAACCCCCAAGUCCGACCCGAGCCUCGAUCCCCGUCUCAUCCUCGCCGUUCAUCCAAUCAAACCUCCCGCCGCCAGCUCCUUCUGCCUCCUCCAAACAGAAGCCGCCAUCUGUCCCGGCCCCACCGCCCAUUCCCUCCACCAACAACGGCCCGGGUAUCGUGCCUUCCGGGUUCGGGUCCCCGCCCAACACGCUGACGGAGCCCGUUUGGGACACCGUGAAGCGCGACUUGUCGAGAAUUGUGAGCAAUUUGAAGCUUGUGGUGUUCCCCAACCCGUAUCGUGAGGACCCGGGAAAGGCUCUGAGGGAUUGGGAUCUCUGGGGACCUUUCUUCUUCAUUGUGUUCUUGGGUCUCACUCUUUCCUGGUCUGCAUCUGUCAAAAAGUCUGAGGUUUUUGCUGUUGCUUUUGCUGUGCUUGCUGCCGGUGCUGUAAUUUUGACCUUGAAUGUGCUCCUACUGGGUGGACACAUAAUAUUCUUCCAGAGCCUGAGUCUUCUGGGUUAUUGCUUAUUCCCUCUUGACAUUGGAGCUCUAAUCUGUAUGGUAAAGGACAAUGUGAUAUUGAAGGUGGUUGUGGUCAGUGUAACAUUGGCUUGGAGUUCUUGGGCUGCAUAUCCUUUCAUGAGUUCAGCAGUCAACCCCAGGAGAAAAGCCCUCGCACUUUACCCUGUUUUCCUACUGUAUGUAUCUGUUGGUUUUCUCAUUAUUGCCAUCGAUUAGCACAUCAAAACUAAGCAUGCUGUUAAAUAGGAUUUUUGUUGGGUGCUUCAUAUUCUGACUUCUUGUUUGGGAUUCUGGAGCUCCGUUUGUCUGCCUAUAUCAAAUUUGUUGUAUGAAACUUCUUACAUGAUUUUAAUGCUAUAACGACUCAUACUUUUUGCCACUCC
This is a messenger RNA of Prunus dulcis (almond), 1156 nucleotides long. Its product is annotated as protein YIPF6 homolog. Lineage: Eukaryota; Viridiplantae; Streptophyta; Magnoliopsida; Rosales; Rosaceae. Gene Ontology annotation, biological process: endoplasmic reticulum to Golgi vesicle-mediated transport. Gene Ontology annotation, cellular component: trans-Golgi network; membrane. The coding region runs from base 150 to 989 and encodes 279 amino acids. The transcript has 3 exons. The record is from RefSeq and is a predicted model, not a curated record.